AUGGCUUUGGUGCUCGCCAUUUUCUAUUGGUUUGGCACCAUCCUUUCUGUUAAACUUUGGCAUCCAUUUGCAAGCGUUCCGACUCCCUCUGGUUCAGCUUUUCUGCCCUAUAUUUCUGUGUACUGUAAAGUUUUUCCCGGUCCCUUCUGCAAUUUCUCAAGCACCCAAACUUCAGUGUCAGACGACGAACUGGCCAGGGUUGCCCAAACUGUUUCAGUCACCACCAAGAAGGCGUCGAAUGUUUUUGAAUCAGUCACCCAUUUAAGCAAUCCGAAUAGCUUGGGCAUCUAUCAAUCCGAGAUUUGGGAACUCACCUAUGCAAUACUCUACUCCAGCAAGUUUGACGACAAAGAGGUGUUGGCAGCCGAACUCUGGCAACUGGGUGAAGUAACUGGUCAGCUGAAAGAUCAGAUUAUUGAUUUGAACGGCCAGGCAAUAACAGCAUUUUCCUCCAUUGUUCAUGAGUUUGGUAGGGUAGGCCAGGUAGUCGAAUGGGUCUACUCAGGAAGAAAGACGUACUCCCUGGAAUUAAUUGAAAAAAAUCUAGACAUUGCGUUUUCGAACUUUGACUGGGAGCUCAAAAGGCUCAUCACCACAAUCGAGACGACCAUUCCCAUUGCAUCACGAGCGACCAGCCUUGGAUUGAAAAUUUCAGAACGAAUUCACAAGGAACAUUACAAACUGGAAAGCAUCAAGGACAGCCAGUCUUUCUGGAAGAAAUUGACCGAUGAAACUACAAAAACUGGCAAACAAUUGCGCAGGGACCUUCGCCUGACUUCUAAGAGCAUCAAAACGGCUAGGGUACUCAGAUUGGGACUGGAGGAGGGAGCAAUUUUGGGAUGGCACAUGGCUGACCAUGGGCUGAGUGCUGAAGACGAGCUUGUCACCAUGCGGGAAACAAUUGAAAACCUUCAAGAAACUAUUUUUUCGGUCAAGUUUCAUCUCAGAGAACCCCCUCAAUCCUCAGACAUAGCCUAG
This is a messenger RNA of Puccinia graminis f. sp. tritici CRL 75-36-700-3, 978 nucleotides long. RefSeq lists its product as uncharacterized. The transcript is spliced from 3 exons. Lineage: Eukaryota; Fungi; Basidiomycota; Pucciniomycetes; Pucciniales; Pucciniaceae. The coding region runs from base 1 to 978 and encodes 325 amino acids. The record is from RefSeq and is a predicted model, not a curated record.